This is a messenger RNA of Manihot esculenta (cassava), 2604 nucleotides long. RefSeq lists its product as uncharacterized. The transcript has 3 exons. The record is from RefSeq and is a predicted model, not a curated record. The coding region runs from base 2034 to 2441 and encodes 135 amino acids. Lineage: Eukaryota; Viridiplantae; Streptophyta; Magnoliopsida; Malpighiales; Euphorbiaceae.
AACCUCAACCUCUAUAAAACUCCAAGCCCUCAUUGCACAACACACACAUCAAAACGAGACGGGGCUUCCGUCCAAAAUCCAUGCCAGGUGGAUGAGAACCCUUUUCUUUUUCUUUUUAUCCUAAUUUAAACAAACUAUCAAUCACAUGAUAUGUUCAUCAUCCGGGUGAGUGGUUUUCCUUGCUAUGCUUGUCAAGUGAGCAGUCCUUUGCAAGCAAGUCUUGUUUUCGUUGUCUGUUCGACCUUGUUCAAAAACAUACAUGUUUAGAACUAUCAAAACUCUAAUUUAGAUUGUGUUUAACAUCAAUGAUUACGAUGUAAUGAAAAUAACAUCAAGAUCUCAAACCAUAAGCUCUUAGUUUUUGUGCCUCCUCCAUCGAUAUUCCAUGCAUAUAUAUAUAUGCACCAAAACCCAUGUAUCUUAUGAGGAAUAAGUUAGGUAGUUUUGUGAUUUCUAUAUAAACUUUUGUUUCUUGCAGGUGUACUGAAAUAAUAAAAUUACUGUAGGAAGGAAAGGCAAUACUGAUUAAGCGUUUUGACAUAUAAUAACUUAGAUUUGCAUGUCUGUGAUGAAAUAUAUAUUAGUUAAGUACCAAAUUUUAUAGAUAGUGUAGAGGAAGAACCAUUUAUCUCUGAAAAUUCUUAAUGGAUUUCCUAGAAGGCUAUAACUUGUUAGCUAGAUGAAAUAUAUACUAAGUUCGAGGAGCCUCAGAGAGCUUCAUUAGUAUGUUUGCUGAAGCUGUGAAAGUAGAUUUGAAGUUGGGAUCAAGUAAAUGCAAUAAGAAAAAUUCUAUUCUUUGGAGUAGCUAAUGGAGAUUGUUUCUUAUGAUCUCAUCAAGGCCCGGUAUAUCCUCUGUAGAAGUUUUCCUUUACAUGAGAGAACUUAAAAAGAGUCCAUUGCACAAUAAAUGCCUUGGACAGUACAAUCAUGAUUCAUGAUCCAUGGCCGUAGCGUAAAAGGAACUGAAACAGUUUAGAUAUACUUGAUACGAAGUUCAAUUAAUCACGUCAUCUUCUUUUAGUUUUCACAUGAAGAAGAGAAGAAGAAGAAGAAGACAUUUUUAUUUUCUUAUCAAUUUGGUAAAGCUUGCACCGGUCCUUCCUUCUGGCGCCGGUGAGGAGUUUCAUAACUUGACCAUAUUUUUACACCAAACGCACUUAGGGCCAUAACCCUUCUUUCUUUCUUUUUUUUUUUUUCCGCGCGGAGCAUCGUUGACGAGUAGCCAAGUACGAAAUGAAGGGUCUCUUCACUGUCGCAGUGUAGUGGAUGUAGAAAAAAGGUACCUUAUUAAAAAAAUAUAUUCAUUAAAAUGUAUAAGAAAGUGAUUUAAAAUUAAAUUAACAUGCUUUAAUUAUAAACAAUUUUAAUACUUUUUUCUGAUAAUAGAUAAUGUAAACAUAGAAAGGGUAGUUCUAAUAAAAGUUUUGAAGGUCGAACAGGCAGCGAAUGCGAGAUAUUAAGCAAAGGACUACUAAUUUGACAAGGCCUUUGCAUGGAAUUCAACACCUAAAUGUCUGCAUAUACAUCCAAUUCAUUGCCAGAAGAAGCGUCCUUUGUCGCCUGUGAAAUUUUAUCAACAUGGGACAUAAGAACAAAAGUAUGUUUGGAUGACUUUCAGGUAAGUUAUGAAAUUCUGUCUUUUCCUUUUUCUUUCCUUUUCUUGAAUACUUGCAAGUUUCCAGUCAUCAUUUUGGGUUGAUUGCCAUUAAUUCCAUGCAUGAUUUUCGGUGGCUCGGCUUCUUCUCACGCCACAAGUCCCAAUUAACAUGUCAAGAUGAAAUUCAUUAAAAAGAAAUAUCGGUCCAAGCCCGGCCCUUCGUAGCCCAAAUUCGAUCUCUGAAGUCCAAAUUAUUUGUGGGUUCUGUCGAUGUGAUCUCUCCAAGCCAAACCCACCAAGGAAAAUCAACGGUGGAUAUGAUAUUUCUAGUGCUCCUCCAUCCUUUCGCCACGUUUCGUAAGGUGCUCUUUGUUUCUAAUCCGAGUGCAAGAAACUCAGCUCAGGUGCUUUUUCCAGCGAUUUCGGCAGUAAUUCAAUGGCAUUCUCAAAUUCGAAGGUCUUAGGGAACCCACUUCACUACAUAACUGCAGAAAGAAGCUUACCAGCCAUCAAGCGGUCUGUGAUUCAGGUGGUAAGAUUGAAAGAGGAUAAAUUGCAGGCACCAAAAACGCUUAAUGUUUCACGGAGAGAUGCAUUGCUAUGUGUUACAGCUGAAGCUUUAGGUGGAUUCACCAUUCUUUCUGCUGUAGAACCAGCCGAAGCUCGUGUUGGGAGAGUUGAGAUGAAGAAAAAGAUAAUGCAGAAGCUCGAAAAGCUCAGGGAAGAGAAUGCUGGGAUAUCGAAGACAAAAACUGAGCAGACGACUAAUACUCGAUCCCCUACUAAAGAGAAAAUCCUUCCAAAUCCACAAGAAGGACCUAUUAUUGAAGCCAUCAUUCCUUGAUGAUUGAUGAAGGCAGCAGGCGGUAACUGUCUUGAAAUGAAAUGUUUGAUGUUGACUGUAGAAUUUCUUCAAAUUACAAGUUGUAUGUAUAAAGAUUAUAAUGAAAUUCGUGUGAAACUCAUCUUUGAUUAAUCUGUCAUAAUGAAAUCACUUUGCAUAUGAA